GAAGCGGAACCAUUACCCGUUGCCUAGGUAACGGCACGCUUGUUGGUGUAUGCUAAUUCCUUCACGUCGUUUUAAGGCCAAAACCGAGCUGGCUAAUAAUACAUGUUUACUACAAUUCGCUUUAUUACAGCAGAACAAUUAUUUAGCGCUACAGAGGAACUCCUAAACCAACAGAACACACAGAAAAGCCUUGAUUAGUUUUCAGUAAGCCUUUAACACUAUCUGGUCAGAUGAGCAGCCUACAGUGUGUCGGGACCUCCUCAAAAGUCCCAGCAAAGGAUUUAGAAGCUGUCAAACCAGGAGUCCUCAUCUCCAGAGAUGCACCAGUGAAUAAAUCGGUCCAGUCAAAGACACAGCGUCAGAAACCCAAAGCGAGCACAUGGCCAGAUGGACAGCAGAUCAGAUCGUCAGCGAUCACCGAGAGGAGACGUGACAACGGAAACGUGGACCGGAUCACAGAGGCUCCAGAGCCGGUCUCAGAAACACCGAGUGCACAGCUGGAGAAGAGCUUUAAAAAGACAAAAAUCAAGCACGGACCAUCACGGAGCGAGACGCAUGUCGGUUUACAGGCUCCGUCGCCAGUAGACACGACCACGCACAGACAGGAAAAAUCGCCUAGACACACUGCUCCUGCUGGUGCAGUAGCCACACGCGUCCGGUGUGCCGCGUUUGCAGAAGAGAAGACCGUAAGUGCAGAGUGUGCGCAGAAGAUGUGUGAAGCUGUAGUCCAGGUGCCCCGAUACCUGGGAGUGCCAAAGCAUGGAACUGGCCGAAGCACAAGCGAGGCAGAGAGCCGAGGUGAAGAAGAGUGUGAAGAAGAGGAUGAGGACGCAGAUGAAUUUCGUGCUCCCAUUGAGCUGCUUGCAGAGUUCCUGAAGGCUGUGAUGGAAAGGAACUACACACUCUGCAAGAAACUCUGCCAGAUGAUUCUUAUUUAUGAACCAGAGAACCCCGAGGCCAAACACUUCCUUCCUCUAAUCGAAGAGAGACUACUGAUAGAAGAAGCACAGGAAGGCUCCACCAGUGAAGACAACACAUAUGAUGAUGAUGAUGACGAGGAUGAUGAUGAAAGCAGCAGCGGUAGUACUGAUGAUGAUGAUGAUGAUGAUGAUGAUGAUGAUACAGACACAAGUACCGAUUCAGAUGGAGAGAACAGCUGCUCAUCAUCAUCUGAUAGAGAGGAGGAAGACAUUAGCCAGCAGUGAAGGUCUCCUCGACAGCUGUCCAAACCUGUUCCAGCUCUACUCUUUUACUGUUGCGUUAUAUUCUUUCUAUUUUCAUGCUUAGAUGUUUUGAUUGAGUACAAAUGAAAUAUAUGUAGUAGGGUGCCAAUUCUUAUUAGAUCCAACAGUAAUCAAAUGAAUUCCUUUUAAAUAAAUACGAUAUUACACUUUCAUUUUUUGCCAACAUAGGAGUGCUAACAUCAGGGCUUUUUUUUUUUUUUAAAGGUUUUGUUCCACUUAAAGCUGCUACUUUAGGAAAGUAGAGAUUUUUUUCCCCCUCAUAAACAAACAUUGACGAUUUUAGUAGAACUGCUAUUGCAAAAGACCAUUUUGUCACAUGGGUCGUGCCGUGAGUGCCGAGCAAUACUCGUUCAGAUGUACUUCAAGGCUGUGUGCCAAACCACAUAAUACACAGUAGUAUUUCUGAAUAGUAAUUGUGACUUGACACACUGUGUAGUUUGGUACUAUGCCAUUUGGGACACAGCCCAAGUAUUCACAAAUCACAGGUGGCCAGAUAAGAGUGAAACUUCCCAACAAGUGCUUCCUAUGACUCCCUGAUCAAGCGGCAGCGCCCAUGUUGUGUUCUUAUGCUCGUUCUGUGAUAUUAAAUGGAACAUAACAUACAGAAUGAACUAGUCACUAGCUAAGAAGCUACGAUAUAAGCUCUGAGUAAUAGAAAAAAAGGGUUGCUCCACUGUAAUCCCACAACAUACUGUAAACUGAAAACCUUGACACACUAUGGUCUAGUUCUGUCUCGCCUAUCCUGACUGGCAGGGGCAGUGAGGAUCACCUGGAUACCUUAUUGUAAGCAUGCAUCCUGGGACCGUUCAAUAAAACCCCUAAAAUUCAUAUAACCCAGUAUUUCCUUUCAUCUCUUAUACUGUAGUGGUGUUGACAUCUGGCAACAUAUGGAUCUCAAAUGUUUUCAUAGGCAAUAAUACAAAACUACUAUUUUCCUAAGUAACUGGAAAAAGGGAGCUUUAACUUUGACACAACAAUAAAAAGUGCCGUGUCAGAUGACCAGGAAGUGCUGUUUGCACUUCCUUUACUGUAAUCACAUGGCAUGGUAAAGGUCGUCCUUCAAAAUUGUAUAGAUUUUUCGAUAUUUAGGCGAAACGGUUGUAAUUUCGGAUAUUUUGCGUUUGCGCCUCGUUUUAUAAUU
Messenger RNA from Ictalurus punctatus (channel catfish), 2385 nucleotides. RefSeq names its product glutamate-rich 2 (gene erich2). The transcript has 11 exons. The coding region runs from base 231 to 1205 and encodes 324 amino acids. The record is from RefSeq and is a predicted model, not a curated record. NCBI's taxonomy places the organism in Eukaryota, Metazoa, Chordata, Actinopteri, Siluriformes, Ictaluridae.